GCGCGCGUGCUCGUGACGGGCGGCAACCGCGGUAUCGGCCUCGCGCUCGUGAAGGAGCUCGUCGCGUGCGGCGCGAACGUCAUCGUGACGUGCCGCAAGUCCAACGAUGAGAUCGACGGCAUGGCGCCCGCCGUCCAGGUCAUCGAGGGCGUGGACGUCACGGACACGGAGAGCGUGAAGGCGAUGACGCGAGCGUUGGACGCCCCCGUGGACGUCCUCAUCAACAACGCGGGGUACUUUUACGAACCCGUGGAGACGAUCGAGAACAUGGCGUUCGACGAGGAGCUCAAGAUGAUCGACAUCUGCGCCGUCGGGCCGCUUCGCGUCGCGAGCGCGCUUUACAACGCCGGACUGAUCGCGAAGCCCGGAGGGAAGAUCGCGAUGAUCACCUCCCAGGGCGGGAGCGUGUCGUGGAGAGUCGUGCAAAAUCCAACCGGGCACGACUUCGGCCAUCACAUGUCCAAGUCGGCGGCGAACAUGGGCGGGGUGCUGCUCGCGCAGGAGCUCGGCCCGCGAGGGAUCUUGGUCCAGAUGCUGCACCCCGGGUUCAACAAGACCGGGAUGACG
This is a messenger RNA of Micromonas pusilla CCMP1545, 567 nucleotides long. RefSeq lists its product as uncharacterized. NCBI's taxonomy places the organism in Eukaryota, Viridiplantae, Chlorophyta, Mamiellophyceae, Mamiellales, Mamiellaceae. The record is from RefSeq and is a predicted model, not a curated record. Gene Ontology annotation, molecular function: oxidoreductase activity, acting on the CH-OH group of donors, NAD or NADP as acceptor. The annotation marks the transcript as partial. The transcript has a single exon.